Penicillium argentinense is the source of this 1737-nucleotide messenger RNA. RefSeq lists its product as uncharacterized. The coding region runs from base 1 to 1737 and encodes 578 amino acids. The record is from RefSeq and is a predicted model, not a curated record. Gene Ontology annotation, molecular function: sodium:proton antiporter activity. The transcript is spliced from 3 exons. Gene Ontology annotation, biological process: sodium ion export across plasma membrane; proton export across plasma membrane; regulation of membrane potential. Gene Ontology annotation, cellular component: plasma membrane. NCBI's taxonomy places the organism in Eukaryota, Fungi, Ascomycota, Eurotiomycetes, Eurotiales, Aspergillaceae.
AUGGUGCAUGACAUUUGGGCGGUUCCCCUCCAGCUCUCCAACUUCAAUAUCCUAGUUGCCGUACUGGGCGGCUUCGUCUCUCUCUUUGGCCUCGUGUCGUAUCUCCUAAAGGAGAAUUAUUCUCUCUCUGAAGCUCGGUCACUGACUCGAGAGAAAAAUCAAGUUAUUUCGCUCUUAGUGGGCGUCGCCUUUGGACCAAAUGGGGCAAACUUCAUCCGCCCGAGGGACUAUGCCGAGUGCAACCAAAAAGGAGUCUCAGUCAUCGAGUGCCGCGACAAUCUGAACGCCAUCACGCUCAAUUUCUCCAGACUGGUUCUGGGCGUCCAGUUGGUUCUCGCUGGCGUACAGCUCCCCAGCAGAUACCUCAAGACGGAAUGGAAGUCGGUGCUGCUGCUCGUCGGCCCCGGCAUGACGGCUAUGUGGAUAGCCACGAGCCUGCUAGUCUGGGCUUUUGCGAGGACGCCGAGCUUCCUGCACGCACUCGCCGUCGGCGCAUGUGUAACGCCAACUGAUCCCGUGCUGUCCGCCGUUAUAGUUAAAGGUAAGUUCGCAGACCAUAAUAUCCCCAAAGAACUUCAGAAUCUCAUCAUUGCCGAGUCGGGCACCAACGACGGGCUCGGCUACCCUUUCCUCUUCUUUGCACUUUAUCUCAUCAAGUAUGUGGGCUCAGGUGCCGCAUCUGGUGGUGCUGGCGAUGCCAUGGGCCUGUGGUUCGGCUUCACCUGGGGAUACACGAUUGUUCUCAGCGUCCUGUAUGGCGCCGUGGUGGGCUGGGUAGGCAAGAAGUUGCUGCGCUGGGCAGAAGAGCGCAACUACGUGGACCGCGAGAGUUUUCUCGUCUUUGCCAUUGCCCUCGCUCUUUUCGUCUUGGGUACGUGUGGCCUUGUUGGUACCGACGAUGUCCUUGCCUGCUUCAUCGCGGGAAAUACAUUUACAUGGGAUGAUUGGUUCAGGCUGCAGACCAAGGAUGACUCCCUUCAGCCGACAAUCGACAUGCUCCUGAACGUCACUAUCUUCUUGUGGUACGGCGCCUACCUACCGUGGGACCUUUUCGGUGAUAACAAUGUUAUCUCUACUUGGCGCCUCGUAGUUCUUGGUCUCCUGGUUCUUCUCCUGCGACGGCUGCCUUGGGUGUUCAGCAUGCACAAGUGGAUUCACCAGAUUAAAGAGAUCAGACAGGCAAUUUUCGUGGGGUUCUUUGGACCCAUCGGCGUCUCUGCCAUCUUCUACCUGUUUGUGAGCAUGGAGUAUAUCGAGGAACAUUUGAGUGACGUGGACGGUGUCCCUCGAAGCGAUGUCAAGGACCUUGGUGAAACAAUUCGAGUCGUCGUCUGGUUCCUCACAGUCUGUAGUAUCGUCGUCCAUGGGCUAAGUAUCCCUCUGGGAAAGGCGGGAUACCUCGCGCCUCGGGCCUUUGGCCGGGUACUGAGCGAGACUCUGAGCGAUGAGCCGCGCGCGGUGGAAGCUCGGCGCAGGAUCCCGGUUCUGGGCAAGUACCUUAUUAGAGAGCGUCGCGACCUUGAGUCCAGGCACGUUCAACAUACUAGCGUAAUAUCGCGCCCGUUGGACCUUCGUCACCCACAUUCGGAGACAAAUACCUCGGUUGAUUCAUUGCAGGCAGCUGUCGUACCGAGUCGCGCGAGCCAUAUUGAGGUCGACUCGCGCAGUGCCACCCAGGUCCCGGUUCAGCGCGAGCGGGAGAUUCGGUUCCCUGACGAGACCCAACGGCUGAAUUGA